Molecule: messenger RNA, 1077 nt
Organism: Heterostelium album PN500
Lineage: Eukaryota; Evosea; Eumycetozoa; Acytosteliales; Acytosteliaceae
Exons: 3
Coding region: 1-1077 (358 amino acids)
Source: RefSeq, a predicted model, not a curated record
AUGAAUAAUAUUAAAGUAGAAAAUAGUGAAAUAGAAUUUAUGAGAAUGCAGGGAAAUGGAUCUUGUCUUGAAGAUAUUCUAAAUGUAGAUCUUUAUAAGUGUGAAAAGAUAGAAACAUAUUUUGACACUAUUCAAAAACUUAUAAACUGUAAAUGUUUAAUACUAAGUUUUACAACUAUUACUGUAAGUCCACCACUGAGAGAAUUAACCAAUCUACAAGAGAUUUAUCUAAGAGGUUGCGAGAUGGACAUUGGUAUAUUAGUUUCUAUUAUAAAUGAUCUAAUGACUAUCAAAACUUUAAAUCAUUUAUGUAUUGAAGGAAUUAAAGUUUUAAGUAAAGGAAAGCCGAUUGGAAUUAGGGAAGAUGUUAUUUUAAAUAGAUUAACACAGAUAUCAAUUUAUAAUUUUAAAAUUUUACAAGGAAGAGAGGCGAAAAGAGUUGCUUUGACACCGAUUGUUGAAAAUACAAAUAAAUCUGCUUUAGUUUCUCCAAACAAAAAAGAAAAUGAAGAUAUUAAGAAGAAAAAAGUUGCAUUCGAAGAUCAACCCGAAAUGAUUAUACCUAAAUCUCCAGAAAGAAGAGCUACAAAAAGUCUUGCUCUGAAGAAACCUGCCCCUAAAAUGAAUAGUUCUCCUGUGAAUUUAAUUGAACAGAUAAACAACAAUAACCAAAUAUCACCUAAAACCACAUCUUCUCCAAGAAAGGAAUUACAACCACCUAAAUCAAUUACAAUACCCAAAGAAACUAGACUAAUUUCUGUUCCCACAUCAUCAACAACAACCACCACUACUACAACGAAUUCUUCAAACAUUCAACCUAAAUCACCACCCUUAACAACACCUAAACCCACUAGAACAACUUCUAUCUCCACACAGUCAAGACCAUCUACCGUUGACACCACAACUACAACAAGACAAACAACAAAUUCACCUCCAUCAUCCUCUCCAACUAGUAGAAGACUAACUCAAUCAUCCAGAUCUGGAUCUCCAACUCCACCAUCCACUCAAGCAAGAACCAAUAACUUAAGAUCACCACAACAAAAACCAACUGUAACAGAAAAGUCUGACACUCAAUGA